Messenger RNA from Lactuca sativa (garden lettuce), 1365 nucleotides. RefSeq lists its product as uncharacterized. NCBI's taxonomy places the organism in Eukaryota, Viridiplantae, Streptophyta, Magnoliopsida, Asterales, Asteraceae. The record is from RefSeq and is a predicted model, not a curated record.
AUGUCAUCUUGGGAUAGGAGAUUACUCAAUGCAUCAAGUGGUAGAUCUAUAGUUGAUAAGACUCUAACAGAAAUCAGAGUUCUUAUCAAGAACAUGGCAGAAGAGUCCAAGCAUACAGUCCAAGAAGAAGAAUGGUACAGUGAUGCACCAAGAGGAGUGAAAGAAAUUUCUACCCCAAAAAUUGAAAGUCAACUUUCUGAGUUGACUAAGGUAGUGAUGAUGCUUGCAAAGGACAAGGGUGUGCAACCACCAACAGUUAGACCUUGUGGUAUUUGUACACAAGUUGGACACUCUACUGAUAUGUGCCCCAUGUUACAAGAAGAUGUAGAGCCAGUUCAAGCUAUGGGAUUUUCAAGUCAACUACAAGGGAACUUCCAGCCAAGAAGCAAUCCAAAUUGGCAUCAACCUAAUGCCAAUUUUCAGCCAAGACCACCACCUUAUCAACCAAGACCUCCAUUUCAAAAUCAAAUGUAUCACCAACAAUGUUAUCAACCACAUUUCCAGCCAACUCAACCCCCUCAUCAAUCUCAAUUCCAACCUCAAAACAUGCAUCAAGGAAGUAGCUUAAGCGGAUCGGGAAUGUCAUUGGAAGACAUUGUUAAGAUUUUAGCCACAAGUACUCAAACAUUUCAAAAUGAGACCAAGGCGAGCAUCAAGACUUUGGAGCAACAAAUGACUCAACUCACCACUUCUGUGAGUAAAUUGGAGUCACAAGGCAAACUACCCACGCAAACCGAGAAGAAUCCAAAACAUAGUGCAUGUGCCAUCACUUUGAGGAAUGGCAAAGAAUAUGAAGGUCCAAAGAUGGUUGAAGAAGAAGAAAAGAUGGAGCUAGAGAAAGAAGAGGAGAAGUCAAAAACACCUUCCAAGCAAGUUCCUAUUGAAGCAAAAGUCACUCCUCCUCCAUUUCCCUCAAGAUUAAGCAACUCAAAGCGUGAAAGAGAAGACAAUGAAAUCAUGGAGAUGUUCAGGAAGGUUGAGGUAAAUAUUCCUCUUAUUGAUGUCAUCAAACAAGUCCCAAGAUAUGCUAAAUUCCUUAAGGAAUUAUGCACAUCUAAGAAAAGACUGAAAGGGAAUGAAACUAUCAAAGUAGGAGAAAAUGUGUCUGCAAUGUUACAAAAAAGACUACCUCAAAAAUGUAAGGAUCCGGGUGUUUUCAUGGUUCCUUGCAAAUUAGGUAAUCUUCAUGUUCCACGGGCUAUGCUAGACCUUGGAGCUUCUAUCAAUGUUUUGCCAUAUUCCAUUUUUAAAACUUUAAAUAUUGGCACAUUGAAGAAGAUUGGGGUAAUCGUUCAAUUGGUUGAUAGAUCUUUAGUACAUCCCAAAGGUGUGCUAGAAGAUGUGUUAGUCCAAGUGAUGAACUAG